AUGCCGUUCCCCAAAGUCUUAGGCACCCAUUUGAAAAAACCUCCUUUCCAUCUGUCUAGUUCUUCCUAUCAAUCCCGAAAAAUCCCAAACGCCUGCUGUUUACUAGACCCAUCGGAAAUCACUCAGCAUUUGACUAGUAAGUUCAAAGAAUCAGAAGUUACAGGAUUUCUGAAGCCCAAAUUCCCUUCCGAUUUAGCCGCGUUCAAUGUCCGCACGCUCUAUCGGAUGCCACAUAUGACAACGCGCAAGUCCCUUAAACGCCAGCUCAUCAAGAGUCUGGGGAAUGACCGCGAGAAAUGGUGGGUCGAAAAGUGUAGAGAUGUUUAA
This is a messenger RNA of Echinostoma caproni, 327 nucleotides long. The record is from the annotation of a GenBank genome assembly. Lineage: Eukaryota; Metazoa; Platyhelminthes; Trematoda; Plagiorchiida; Echinostomatidae.